Messenger RNA from Aaosphaeria arxii CBS 175.79, 1618 nucleotides. RefSeq names its product cytochrome P450. The coding region runs from base 32 to 1618 and encodes 528 amino acids. Gene Ontology annotation, molecular function: oxidoreductase activity, acting on paired donors, with incorporation or reduction of molecular oxygen; monooxygenase activity; heme binding. The transcript has 5 exons. The record is from RefSeq and is a predicted model, not a curated record. Lineage: Eukaryota; Fungi; Ascomycota; Dothideomycetes; Pleosporales.
UCGAAAACUUGUGCAUCAAGAGCGCAAAAAGAUGGCCUGGACCACUUUUGAGGCCAUAUGUAUCGUUAUCAAAUACGCGUUGAUCGCUAUCGUUCUACAGUUCGCCCUCGUCUGCGGUUAUAGACUUACUCUUCAUCCACUUAGCAAAUAUCCUGGACCCAUCAUCGCUGCAACGACCGACUGGUAUGUGGGGUUCUUUGCAGCACUCAAACGCCAGCAUCUCGUUACUUACUCUAACCACCAAAAAUAUGGAACUGUUAUUAGACAAGGGCCGAACAAACUCGUGUUCAACUCUCACCAAGCCCUCCACGAUAUCUACCAAAGCGAGAAAAUAAAUAAAGUCCGCUCGUACCUCUGCACUCAAAUCAAGUCCGACACUUACAGCAUCUUCAACUGCCUUGACAAAGACCUCCAUCGCAUAAAACGUCGGAUCAUAAGCAAAGCUCUCUCAGAGCAAAAGAUGCGCCGCUUCGAGCCUGUUCUCUUAACCCACGUUGACCGGUUCCUAGCGCUUCUAUUACGGUCACAUCACAAGAAACAGGCCGUAAACAUGUCCGAGCGAUUCAAACGAUUAGGGCUUGAGAUCAUCGGCAAGUUUGGGUUCGGCUACGACCUCAAGCUGCAGACUGAAGAGGAGCAUGUGUUUGUGGUGAAGGGCAUGGAGGGGGGAAGUUAUCGCAAUAAUGUGUAUAUCCAAGCACCGAGUCUACGGUGGCUGGGUAUCGAGUUUCUACUUCCUGCCCUGUAUAAACUGCGGAUGAAGUACUUCUUUCUGUUAAAAAGACUCAUUAAAGAAAGACUUGCUGAGGGGAAGGACGCAAAAGAAGACCUUUUCUCGUAUGUUGUAGAUGCGAAGGAUCCAGAAACAGGCACAAAGAUUCGCAUGAGUGAGCUAUGGUCAGAGGCCACAUUCUUCUUCCCAGCUGGGGGAGACACAACAGCCACCACAUUGACAGCCGCCUUCUUCUAUCUCUCACGUAAUCCAGAGUGUUACUCAAGGCUUACAUCGGAGAUCCGCAGCAAAUGGUCUUCAGGGACAGACAUUCGCUCCGGCACUUUACUGUCCAGCUGCACAUAUCUCCGUGCCGUUCUCGACGAAACGAUGCGGGUCUCGCCUCCCCUAUGUGGUACACUGUGGAGAGAGCUCCCCGUUAGUGAGUACGGCAAGGAUGCAAGUAUCAUAAUCGAUGGACAUGUAGUGCCGGCCGGAACCUGGGUUGGUGUCAACACUUACACAAUCCACCACAACGAGCACUACUUUCCGGACCCAUUCUCGUUCAAGCCUGAACGCUGGCUGCCAGAGAACCGGGACAACGGGGAUGAGAUGAGAAGGAUGCAGGGGGCUUUUGCACCUUUCGGGGUCGGAUCGCGUUCGUGUCCUGGAAAGGUGAUGGCUUUCAUGGAAGCCAGUCUUGUCUUGGCCAAGUCUGUAUGGUAUUUUGACUUCAGCCGUAGCCAGGACCCCAAGCUCGAUAAGAUUGGGGGAGGAAGCAUUGGGAGUACAGUCGGUCGGGAUCGAGUCGAUGAGUUUCAACUCUAUGAUCAAUUCAUCUCUAGUCAUGACGGGCCGUAUCUCACUUUUGAGCCGCGGGAUGGUGCCUGGAAGGAUCUAGAAUAG